Dromiciops gliroides (monito del monte) is the source of this 11075-nucleotide messenger RNA. It is a transcript of the gene ANKRD12, whose product is annotated as ankyrin repeat domain 12. Lineage: Eukaryota; Metazoa; Chordata; Mammalia; Microbiotheria; Microbiotheriidae. Gene Ontology annotation, molecular function: protein binding. The record is from RefSeq and is a predicted model, not a curated record. The transcript is spliced from 14 exons. Bases 452 to 6643 code for a protein of 2063 amino acids. Gene Ontology annotation, cellular component: nucleoplasm.
GGCUGUGGUGAGGGACGGGCGAAGACGGGAGAUGUUUUCAAACCCGACCCCGGCAGUGGUGUUAGUGGCAGUUGUGGCGGUGACGGCAACCGGGACAGCGGCGACGCUGAGCCUCCAGCUCCGGGGUUAAACCCUCGGUCACGGAACAAGAACCGGGAUAGGGGUGGGUAAGGGGAGGGGGGGGGCGUGGCGGGGACUGAGAAGCAGAGGAGGAAGGAGGAGCUCGACUGCGAGCUAUUUCCCCGGCGCCCGAGAGGAGACCCCAGAAUCCUGCUUCGCGCUCGUCCCCCACUUCUCCUGCACAAGAUAUUUCUAUACUGAUUUGACCAGUGCUAAGCAAACUAAGGAAUUAAGUCUAGUCACAACCAACUGAUAUUUACUACUGUGACUCUGCUUUUAGACACAUGAUGAGAAGACUGAUACAGGACUCAGCUAGCUGAACAGCUAUAAAAUGCCCAAAUCUGGGUCCACAAAACCAGUUCAGAGUGAAAAUUCUGACAGUGACGGCAACAUGGUAGAAAAACCAUCUGGAAGAAAGAGUAAAGAAAAGAUUUCAUCCUACAGCAAAACUCCAAAAGUCGAUAGGAAUGAUGUGGGGAAAGAAGUGAAAGAGAAACCAUCUAUGAAGCGUAAACUUCCAUUUACCAUUAGUCCAUCAAGAAAUGAAGAUCGAGAUUCAGACACAGAUUCAGAUCCAGGACAUACAAGUGAAAAUUGGGGGGAGAGACUAAUAUCUUCUUACAGAACAUAUUCAGAAAAAGAAGGCCCAGAGAAGAAGAAAUCCAAAAAGGAGGCUGGAAAUAAGAAAACAACACCUGUUAGCAUUCUUUUUGGUUACCCAUUAUCUGAACGUAAACAGAUGGCCCUUGUAAUGCAGAUGACAGCAAGAGACAACAGUCCAGAUUCCACCCCAAAUCAUCCUUCACAGACAACACCAGCAUCGCAAAAGAAGACUCCCAGUUCCUCAUCUCGACAAAAAGACAAAGUUAAUAAAAGAAAUGAGCGUGGGGAGACACCUUUGCACAUGGCAGCUAUUCGAGGAGAUGUGAAACAAGUCAAAGAGCUAAUAAGUUUAGGGGCAAAUGUGAAUGUGAAAGAUUUUGCAGGUUGGACACCACUACAUGAAGCUUGUAAUGUUGGAUACUACGAUGUUGCUAAGGUUCUUAUAGCAGCUGGAGCAGAUGUUAACACACAGGGAUUAGAUGAUGACACACCACUCCAUGAUUCGGCUAGUAGUGGGCACAGAGAUAUUGUUAAGCUACUACUUCGACAUGGUGGAAAUGCAUUUCAAGCCAACAAACAUGGGGAACGACCAGUGGAUGUAGCAGAGACAGAAGAGUUAGAACUACUUCUGAAAAGAGAAGUGCCUCUGUCUGAUGAUGAUGAAAGCUUUACAGAUUCCGAAGAGGCUCCAUCUGUAAAUCCUUCUAGUGUGGAUGAAAAUAUUGAUUCUGAAGCAGAGAAAGACUCACUAGUCUGUGAAAGUAAACAGUUAAUACCUAGUAAAGCCCCUCUUCCGUCUGCUCUUGAUGAAUAUGAGUUCAAAGAUGAUGAUGAUGAAGAAAUAAAUAAAAUGAUUGAUGACAGACACAUUCUUAGGAAAGAACUACGAAAAGAGAAUGAAUCUGAAAUAGAAAAGAAUUUAUUUGUGAAGCAAGAAAAAGUCUAUCCCAAACUAUUUAAAAGUAAAAAACAGAAACCAUCUAGAGUUCUGUAUUCAAGUUCUGAAAGUUCAGAUGAAGAGAUUCUUCAGGACAAAAAAGUUGUUUCUACUCCAUGUUCUGUCCCUGAAACUUCAACUUCUGAUUUAAGAUCCAAAAAGGAAUAUUUAGUUGCAAAUGAACAUAAACAGAAAGGAAAGGUUAAAAGAAAGUUAAAAAAUCAGAACAAAAAUAAAGAAAAUCAAGAGUUGAAGCAAGAAAAAGAAGGAAAAGAAAAUUCUAGAGUAACAAACUUGGUAUGUAAUCCUGUAUUAGAUUCUCUAGACAAAACUAGAGAGGAAGAAAAUUUUAGAAAGACUUUUACUCCAAAAGAUGAUGCUUCAUUACAUUUAUUUCAUAUUACUACUAGUAAAUCUCCAAAACAUCCCUGUGGACUAAGUGAAAAACAAUCAACACUACUAAAACAAGAAAACAGCAAAACAUGCUUAUCACCAGGUGGUUCUGAAACUUCCUUACAAUCUGACCUCAUUAGACAUGAAAACAAUGCAGAUUCAGAAUUCCUGUUGGAAACUUCUAGUGGGAAAUACUAUAAACAUAAAGAAAAAAGUAAACAUCAUCAGAAAGAUUUCCACUUAGAAUUUGGUGAGAAAUCUAUUCCAAAAGUUAAAGAUGAAGAUCAUAGUCUGUCUUUUGAUAAUUCAGACUAUGCACUGAAAAAGAUUGAUAAAGAAGGCAAGACAUUAAAGAAACAUAAAUUAAAACAUAAAGACAGAGAAAAGGAAAAGCACAAAAAAGAGCCAGAUGGUGAAAAAGAAAAAUAUAAAAAUAAGGAUGGAAAUAAAGCAGUUCAGAGAAGUGUUGAAUUUGAUAGAGAAUUUUGGAAAGAAAACUUUUUUAAAAGUGAUGAAAAUGAAGAUAUCUUUUUAAAUGUAGAACAUGAAUUCCUGCCAUCUGAAAAAAAAUCAAAGUUGGAAAAAAACACAAAAGAUGACAAAUUAAGUAAGGAAAAACACAUACCAAAAGAAAGAAGCUUUAAAGAGGAACGAGAAAAAGGGAAAAAGGAAAGUGAAAAGUCCUUUAAGGAAGAAAAAAUCAAAGAAUUAAAAGAAGAAAGGGAGUGUAUACCAAUAGAUAAAGAAACAGAAUUACUUCCUUUGAGUAUAAGUGUUAAAGAAGAAUCAAUUGGAUUUCACUUAAUAGAGAAGGAGGCAGAAAUUGACAAACAAGAAAAGAAUAUGAAAGAUAAUAAGGAGAGACCUGAGAAACGUCCUCAGACUAAAGAAAAGGACUUGGAAAGAAAUGAGAGAAAAAAUACUGAAAAAGAAAAGAAGAUAAAACAUGAUCAUAAGCCAGAGAGAGACAAAUUAGAUUUAAAUGAAUGCAUAGAAAAAACAAAAGAAAAGGACAGAGUAAAUUCACAACAGGCAGAAAAAUAUCAUAAAGAAAGUGAGAAGAUAAAAAAUGUUACUACUGUUAAAAAAGCUGAUGACAGAGAAAAAUGUAGAGAUAAGAUGGAUAAAAAACAUGACAAAGAAAAAACUGAAAAAGAGAGGCAUCUAGGUGAAAGCAAAGAAAAACACUUCAUAGAGAAAAAAGGUAAGCUAUCAGAUAAAGACAGUGACUAUAUUAAACUUGAAAAGGGCAGGACAAAAGAAAAAGAAAGGGAGGUUGAGAAAAGGGAAAGACCUAGAGAUAAAGAAAGUUUAUCUUUAGCUGCUUCUAAGCAUACACAGGAAGAGAGACGGUCAGCUUCCACAGAAAGUAGUAAAACACUGCAUGAAAAACUUUCAUCCCUUAAAGAAAAAACAAAAGAUGAACCUUUGAAAACUCCUGAUGGAAAAGAAAAAGAUAAAAAGGACAAAGAUAUAGACAGGUAUAAAGAAAGGGAUAAGCACAGAGAUAAAAUGCAACUAAAUAAUUUACCCAAGCACAAAUCUGAAAUAGAUAAGCCUAAACCUAAAUCAGGAUUGACUCCAAAAGAUACUCGACCAAAAGAAAAGAGGUUAGUGAAUGAUGAUUUAAUGCAAACAAGUUUUGAAAGAAUGCUAAGCCUUAAAGACCUAGAAAUAGAACAGUGGCAUAAAAAGCAUAAGGAAAAAAUUAAGCAAAAAGAAAAGGAAAGAUUGAGGAACCGUUCCUAUUUAGAACUCAAUAAAGUAAAAGAUAAAGAAAAAACAAAAAAUACACUAGCAGAAUCAAAAAAUAAAGAACUGAUUAGGUCAAAGAGUUCAGAGUUGUCUGAUGUUUACACUAAGGAGAAACAUUUGAAAGAUGCUACAAGUAACAGAUCUCAGUCUGUAGACACAAAGAACAUAACAAAUGUUGGGAAGUCAUCUUUAAUUGUAGAUAAUAAUUUAAGCAGAUCUCCUCGAUCAGAAAGUGAAAAAACUGGUCUCAGCUCUAGAUCUGUAUCAGUAAUUUCAGUUGCUAGCUCAGAAGAUUCCUGCCAUACUACAGUGACAACCCCAAGGCCUAUAGUUGAAUAUGAUUCUGACUUUAUAUUGGAAGGUUCUGAUUCCCAAAUGUCUUUUUCACAGUCACCGUUUUUGCCAGUUGCCAAAUCUCCUGCCCUUCAUGAAAGGGAGUUGGACAGUGUAGCUGAAUUGCCAGAUCGGAUUAAAUUACCAUAUACAAACAGGCUUUCAACAUCCCAUCUCAGGUCAUCUUCUGUAGAAGAUGUUAAGCUUAUUAUUAAUGAGUGUAGACCUGUAGUUGAAGUUCGAAGAUGUAGCUUGCCACCUGUCAUUUCAGAACAUACAAAACAACUUCAAACAAUGUCAGAAGAAAACAAUCAAAGUAGUUUACCAGCUGUGCCAAGUCAUAUUUGCAGUUCCCCUAAACAUGAAGUGUCUUCUUGUAAUGUGCCUGAAAAGGACCUUUCAAAAAUAUCUAACUUACAUUCCAGUUUUGCUACUUCUCCAGUUAUAUCUUUCAACAGUAAACAUAGUUCAUCAGAUACAAAUGUUAUCAAAAGUACUGCUCAAAUGAGCCCUGUAGGAGAAAACCCUAUGCAUGUAGAGCCAUGUAAUCUAAUUAAUAUGACUCAACAAAAUAAAUCUUGGGAGAUACCUGUUGAAAGACCGGAGUCAUUAAGCACAAAUGAUUUUAACUGUUCAAGUUACAGAGUACCUGAUCAAGAUCUAGGAUUGUGUAAUCCUGACAACAGAAUAUUAAAGGAACAGAAUACUUCUGAAUUAUUACCUCAACGUCAAACUGAAAUCCAAGGAAAUUCAGGUGCUCAAGAUUCAGCAUCAUUUAUGCCUUCUCAGCCACCCUGCUCUUUCCAUGGCCAGUCAAUCCCAGAUGCUGAAUGUAAACAUAUGUCUUUAUCAUAUGUUGGUAAUCAGGAGUCAACUUUUCAACAGAACACUCUAGUCCAAACUAAUUCUAUUUUAGACACGGAUAAUAAUUUUAAAAAAGAUUUGGAAAAUACUUUCUUCCCAGCUGAUGGUCAAAAGACAGAUGCAUUUGUCACUGUAUAUGCUGAAAGGACCAUUCAGGAUACAUCACCAAAUUAUGAAAGGACUAAUGCCCCACCCGUAGUACCAUCAGAAAAGGACUUUCUUGGAAAUGAUGCCUAUUCACAAAUAAAUACUCAUCCUUAUUCAUUUAGCAAACUUAUUUAUAAAACUUUGCAUAGUCAUGAAGUUGAUAGCACAACUGACACUCAGGUUAUUUCACAUGAAAAAGACAAACUUGAAAGUUCAGUUUCAAUCAAUUUAGCUAAUAAGUCUGUUGUGGAUCUCAAUGAACUAAAUGUAGGGAUAUCAAAAGGAAAUUUAAAUGAACAAGAUAGUUCAAAAAAUUAUAAUGAAAGUCGAAAAGGAUUUCUGCCCACAGAAGAUGAGGAAUCACAACAAAGCACUUUAUCAAAUCCAGAAAGUCACUCACAGCCAUCUGGUCAAGCAGAAAUACAUAACUGUAGUCAGUUGGUUAAAAUAGAGGUAGAAGAAACUGCUGAAGAUGAUAAAACUGAUCACCAAAUACCUCAAAGGAUAACUAGAAAUAGAGCAAAUAUAAUGGCAAGUCAGAGUAAACAGAACCCUAUUAGUUGUGUGCCAUUGUCUGAAAAAGAUAAUGAAUCUGCAUCUCCUAGAGGAAGAAUAAGGUUAACUGAGGAAGAUGAUGCUCAAGUCCACCAUCCACGGAAAAGGAAAAUGUCACGUGUGCCUCAGCCUGUGCAAGUGAAUCCCUCUUUACUACAAGCAAAAGAGAAAACUCAGCAGUCUCUGGCGGCCAUUGUAGAUUCUCUGAAAUUAGAUGAGAUUCAGCCAUAUAGUUCAGAGAGGGCAAAUCCAUAUUUUGAAUACUUGCACAUAAGAAAAAAAAUAGAAGAGAAACGCAAAUUACUGUGUAGUGUUAUUCCUCAAGCACCUCAGUAUUAUGAUGAAUAUGUGACAUUUAAUGGAUCAUACCUCCUGGAUGGAAACCCUUUAAGCAAGAUUUGUAUUCCUACUAUUACACCACCUCCAUCCCUGUCAGAUCCACUUAAAGAUCUUUUUCGGCAACAGGAAGUUGUAAGAAUGAAACUGCGUUUGCAACAUAGUAUUGAAAGGGAAAAACUCAUUGUAUCUAAUGAACAAGAAGUUCUUCGUGUUCAUUAUCGAGCCGCAAGAACAUUAGCAAAUCAGACUCUGCCCUUCAGUGCGUGCACUGUUCUCCUGGAUGCAGAAGUGUACAAUGUGCCCCUGGAUUCUCAGGCUGAUGACAGUAAAACAUCUGUGAGAGAUCGAUUUAAUGCAAGACAGUUCAUGUCUUGGUUACAAGAUGUAGAUGAUAAGUUUGAUAAGUUAAAGACUUGUCUUUUGAUGAGGCAGCAGCAUGAAGCAGCAGCUUUAAAUGCUGUCCAGAGACUGGAGUGGCAGCUUAAGCUCCAGGAACUUGAUCCUGCCACUUACAAAUCUAUCAGCAUUUAUGAAAUUCAGGAGUUCUAUGUUCCUCUUGUUGAUGUUAAUGAUGAUUUUGAAUUAACACCUAUAUGACAACUAUCUUUUCCUGAUUUCACUUUUUAUGGAGACUGUUUAAAUGCGAUAAUCUAAAAUGCAACUGUUUCAUUAGAGCACUUAAUACUGUGGCAUAUGGCCUUUUGCAAUAAUUCAGGUAUUAUUCUUUCAAAAUUCUUUAGCAAAGUUUUGUUAAAGUUUGUUAAAUACUAAAUAAUGUCAUUUUCUAAUAAGUGACACAAAUUAUUUAGAUUUUAGAUCAAAAACCAGUUUCCCACUAAAGACUGUUAUUUAUAUUGGUAAAAAUUAACUAUGGCAUUAGAAUAUGUUGUCAAACUGUGGAAAAUACUAAAGAAGGUGAGAUACUGAUAACAAUGCUGGAAGUUGUUAUCAUACUAAGUGAGAUAAAUGAGACACCCAUUGAUAUUUAAAUCUUCUAGAGGUUUUAUUAAAGCUUGUAUCAUUAAACUCAAUAAUUUAACUCCCACAGAAUAGCACUAAAUGUGGAAGAAAAAUUGAAAAGAAAUAUUUGUUCAACUUAUUAUAUUUUGUAAAUUAAUUGUACAGUUUUUGAAAGAUGUAAUAUUGUCUUCCUUUUUAAUAACUUAUUUUAUACAUAUUGUGCAAAUGUAAAUAGUCUUGUAAUUAACGGUCAAAACUUGUACAAAAGAUGGAUUGUCAAGAAUCCAUACAAAGAAAUAGAUAUUUUCAUCGUAAAAUUGUUUUGUCUGAUGUUUUAUUGGACCAAAGUUGUUGUUCUUAAUUGAGUGUAUGUAGUGUUUUCUGAUUGGCAAAACUUUCGAAUAAUAAGGCAUGUGUUCAAUUUAGCUUAUUUCAUCACCAUAACUAUAAAGAUUGUGACUUAGCUAUAUUGCAUGCUUCACACAAUUCAGCUCCCUUCAGUAACUGAUACCUAAACCAAUGUAACACUUACGGGCCCGUGUUUCAUACUAGUCUUCUAUGGUAGUGCCUAUAACUUAAUAUGUUAAAAAAAAUAGGUUUGUUUAAAGUUAAACAUACACAAAAAUUUUUGCUCUUAAGUCAUCAUCUCACAGUAGAGCCUAUUUUUUCCAACAAAAUGCCUUUGAAUGAAAAUUCUAAAAUUGUAAAUGUCUAUUUUAAUAUUUACCUAUGGAAGAAUCUGUAAAUAUAAUGUUUAAUAAAUUGUAUCGGUCAUGUUAAAUCAUUGUAAAAAUUUUUUUACAUUGCUGGAAUUAUUUUAAGCUUAAUAACCUUUGCACUUUUAAAAAUAAAAUUAGACUUUUUGAAUUAAUUAACAAAUUUGGUAGUUAAAAUAAGUAAAAGAAACCUAGGGAUAUGCUGACAUCUGUUGCAAUAUUUCUGAAAAUAUUAUUUUUUCCUAAUUGACAAGUUGUUGAACAUGUCAUUUAUAAAAUUUUAAAAUCCAAGCAAGAUUUUACUUUUUUUAAUAAUCAGAAAUGGUGAUAUAUCUGUUUAAAAAGCACAGAAAUAGUUCUCUCUUUAAAAUAUUUGAUAGGUGAGACUCAGGAAUAUUUUAGAUCUGAAACCAGCCAAGAAACUUAAUUGUUAACCCAUAACAUUUGAAGGAAGACUCAGAGAAAAAUUAGGCUAGCUAAAAAGCAGUUAAACAUAGAAGAAAUUUUCAACAGCUUUUCACAAUGCUUUGUUGAUUCUAAAAUAUAAUAGUAAAUGCAUUGCAUUCAAGUGAAUGCAAUGAAAAAAAGAAAAAUCAAAUAGAUGAGAAAUGGCAUGAUAUAAAGUAAACCAGCUCAUAAAGUAAAAAUUUUAUUCCAGAAUAAUUAAAAUGUAAUCAAACUUGAGUUCAUCACAUUAGAUGAACUGGGAAAAAAUAUUGCAAUUCAUUAUUACAAAGGUAUAUAUUAAACUUAGGGCUUUUACAUAUUAUCAAUUUAUAUUUUAAUUAAUAUACUAGACAUGUCAAAGUAAGCAUAGCAGAAAAGGAAUACACAGCGUCUAGGCACUUUUUAAUGAUAGGUAUAGUUCUCUUUAGGAAUUCAGAUUAAUUUUGGGCCUUUUUUUGAUAUAUGAUCGAUCAGAAAUACAGAGUAGGUGUUGAAGUAUUAGUUUUGUUGAAUUGUAAAUUCAUCGAUCCCAGAAAUGUUCCAAGAUGUUCCAUAGAAUUUAGAAGUCAUGUAGUUUAGACUAGUGUUAUAUGCAGGAAUCCUGUACUUUAUAUCUCUAACAAAAAACUCAGCCCACCUCUACUUGAACACUGUCAGUGAUGGAGAAGUCAAUAUAUCCCUCUCCCUAAGGAACCCAUUCUAUUUUGGAAUUGCUCUAAUUUUUUGAAAUGUCUUCCUUAUAUUAAGUCAAAUUCUACUUCCCUAACUAACCCACUGGCCCUAGUUCUGCCCAUUUAAUCCACACAGAAUAAACUUAAUGCAUCUUACAUAAGACAGUCUUGCAAAUAAAUGGAAAUCAGCCAUCAUGUUCCCCCUAAAUCUUCUUUCAGGAUGAACAUUCCUCAUAUCUUUCAACUAUUCUUUAUAUAUUUUCAGUUUCCCUUAAUAUCUGGUUACCUACCUCUGAACAUCCUUUAUUUUGUCAAUUUUUCUCUUAAAAUGCAGCAACUAGAGCUGAAUACAGUGCUCCAGAUAUAAUCUGGCCAGGCCAGAAUACCAUAGAACUAUUACUUGUCUUUUUCUAGAUAAUCCUUUAUUCUCCAAAUCAGCUGUUGAAUCAUUUUGUUUACUGUUAACUAAAACCCUGAGGUGGUCUUCACAUGAACUGCCAUCAUGGUUUAUUAAACAUCAUUCUCCUUCAUACACUUUUACAGUCUAGUCCAACUGGACCUCUUGCUGUUAUUCACCAACAACAUUCCACAUCCUAUGAACUCCCUCUUCACUUCUUCAUCUUAAAAUCCCUAGUUUCCUUCAAAACUCAGCUCAAAUCAUCUACAUUGAAGCUUUUCCUGAUCCCAUCAGCUAUUUUGUGCCUCCCACCAAGUUACUGUGUCUUUUAUACAUACACAUACACACACACACACACAUACAUAUACACAUAUAUUUAUAUAGUACGUUCUUAUGUGUGUAUGUGUUGUCUCUUCCAAUAGAAUAUAAGUCUCUCAAGGCAGAUACACUCAUUUUUGUUUUUGUAGGUCUGGCACAGUUGGUUUCCAAUAAAUGCUUCCUUGCUUAAUUGAUUAACCACACCUCUCAAUCAGACAUUGAAUCUAUAAAGAAAUUCAUAUUUGUCCUUAUUUAUUUUAAUCUGAGGUCCCUGCCAGCUCUAGACCUAUGAUUUUAUGAUACCUGUAAAUUUGAUAAGCAUGACAUUUCCUUUUCAUGUCAUUGAUAAAAAUCCUGCAUGAAACAGGACCCAAGAGAGUUCUGUGGCACCCAACUGGAGAAUUCCAGGUUUCCAACAAUUCAUUAUUCAAUGUUUGUUAGGGAGUCUCAAUAGCACAUCUAACUAUAUCAUCCAAUCUACAUUUCUCAAUUAAGGCUGUCCACAAGGAAAUCUUGGGACAUUUUUUCAGAUGCCUUGCCAAAAACCUUUUGACUACAAUAUUCCUCUGCUCCAUUUCAGUCCUAUUGAAAGGAUGAGAUAUUAUUUUGUCAUGAUAUGUUUUUAGUGAAUGUAUGCUGAAUUGUAGUGAAUAAUACCAUAUCCCUCAGUGCUCAUAGACCAUUUGUUUAUUCUAUUAAGAAAAAACUUAAAGCAAUUGUUUUUAUAUGAAAGGCACAACUUAAUAUUUUUAAUCUACAUUUUCCUGAAAAAGGAAGUUAGGAUAAAAUAGUAUAUCCGACCAUAAAAAUUAAAAUAACUUGAAAAUUGAAACAAAAAAAAAUGGUAUGUGACCAGGCAUUCAAGUCUGAUGUAGCCAAUUUAAGGAAGGGAAAAUUGUCAUUACUUGUUCAGAUGAGGUUUGUGAAAAUGAAUUAACUUUAUCUGUAGCUCUAGACCUCAAAAAUUGUAUUCUCUCUACCAGAAUUUUGCUUCCUUUCACAGGGCAGUAUGAUAUAGUGGAUAGUAUGCAGGAAUUUGCAUGUAGUAUGCAGGGUCAGGAAGAUAUGGUUCUCAAAUUCCACUUCCUGACAUUUAUUAUCUUUCUGAUUUAUUGAUAGAUACAUCAUAAAGACUAGAAAUUAAAGGAGAGGGAGCUCUUGUGCCAGGUAGUGAUUUAAAGUUAAUUGAGAGAACUCACAAAACAAAACCACAUCUCUGAGAAAUUAUAAACAAGUAGUUAAGGGCUUUGCACACCAAAAUUGCUCUUAAGCUCCCAAAUACUAAAGAUUGAGAGCUAUAGUACCCCAGGAAGUUUUUAACUAAAAGAAAAUUCAAGAGUUUAUUUUCUACUUACUUUGGGGGAACACUCUGGUUAUAUUUAAAAGUUAUUUUAUAUCAGUUGAAAUUAAAUGAAAAAGGUGUUUAAAUUGUGGUUUAAAAGUUGUGUUUCUUUAAUGCUCUAAAUUUUGUAUAAUUUUGUUUAUAAUGAAUGAGUUAGGAUUUAUGCAUGUUAUUUAAU